CAGAGCAGCUGGUGGGAUUGAACCUCUGACCUUUGGGUUAGCAGCCAAGCGUUUAACCACUGCACCACCAGGACUCCUUGAAACUAGUAUAGCCAUCCAAAAAACUGGAUAUUAAGUUAAUUUGUAUAUGUAAAUCACCUUCCCUCAACACCCCUCAAAGAAGAGAAAGUGUUGCAUUUGGUACUGCAGAAGCUUUAAUGUUGCUGUUCAGUCCCUCGUCCUCUUUUGCCCUCAUAUUUUUGCUCCUCCUCUUCUGGUUAGCGCCUAGUGUCGACAUUUUUCUAUCCAUUCUUUCGCCUAACAGCAGCUGCUUUUCCUCAGCAUUCACCCACAAGACAGUAGUGGUCUGUGUUCUGAUGUCAUGAGACACAAAUGGUAAAAUUUGAAAGAGUUGAUCCCUUUCUGAAAUGUCCCUAGCAGAGAGGUUUUCAGCAUGCGUUGACGUAAAUUACUCAUAUGGUUUGAUCCAUGGUAUUGAAAAAUUUUGACUUAAAAUGCGUAUAGGUGGAGGUGAACUGGGAAUUUCAUUAAUGAACAUUAGCUUUAGUGCUUUGGUUUUUUUGCAGGUUUUAUUCUGGAAGUGCAGCCAUCCCAGAGGUUGAAGGAGCUGAUGUAACCAGUGUUGAAGAAGUGAUCAUUCCAAGAAAGAAAACUUGGACCCCACAGCUGCCCCUUACGCAUUUCAGGAUGAUCCUUACCUCAUACCAGCAUCCGUUAUGGAAUCUCGUUCAUUUUUAUUGGCAAAGAAAUCUGGAGAGACUGCAGCAAAGUUUGUUAUUAAUUCACAUCCCAAAUAUUUUCAGAGGGACAUAGCUGAACCUCAUAUACCGUGUUUAAUGCCUGAGUACUUUGAACCUCAGAUUGAUGACAUAAGCGAAGCCGCCUUGAAGGAACGAAUUAAACUCAAAAAAGUCAAAGCUUCGGUGGAUAUGUUUGAUCAGCUCUUGCAAGCAGGAACUGCUGUGUCUCUGGAAACAACCAAUGGUCUCCUGGAUUUAUUGUGUUACUAUGGUGACCAAGAGCCCCCCGCUGAUUAUCAUUUUCAGCAAACUGAGAAGUCAAAAGAAUUGGAAGAGGCCACAGAGGAAGAGAAUGAGAAAUCUGGGAAGAGUGGUCAUCAACAUGGAAGUACUUGGAGAGGAAAGAACAACGUGGAGAGGAUCUUUGCUCUAAUGCCAGAGAAAAAUGCACGUUCCUACUGCACAGUGAUCCGGGGAAUGGUGAAGCACCGAGCAAAUGAGCAGGCAUUAAACUUGUACACUGAAUUGUUGAACAACAGACUCACUGCUGAUGUAUACACCUUCAAUGCUUUGAUUGAAGCAACAGCAUUGACAGGGAAUGACAAAUUUGAGGAGAAAUGGAAUAAAAUACAGGAGCUGUUGAAACAUAUGGUUGCACAGAAGGUGAAACCAAAUCUCCAGACUUUCAAUACCAUUCUGAAAUGUCUCCGAAGAUUUCAUAUAAUUGGAAGAGUGCCAGCCUUACACACCUUGCGUGAAAUGAAAGCCAUCGGGAUAGAACCCUCGCUUGCAACAUAUCACUAUCUUAUUCAACUGUUUUAUCCCACUGAAAGCUCUUCAAAAAUGUCAUCCCUCAUCAUCUAUGACAUAAUGAAUGAAUUGACGGGGAAGAAAUUUUCUGCAAAGGACCUGGAAGACGAUAUGUUUUUUCAGUCAGCCAUGAGAGUUUGCUCGUCCCUCAGAGAUCUGGAACUUGCUUACCAAGUGCAUGACCUUUUGAACACUGGAGACAACCGGACGUUCCUGGGACCGGCUCAGCGGCGUCAUUUCUAUUACUACAAGUUCUUCAAUUUGCUUUGUCUGAUGGAACAAAUUGAUGUAACCUUGAAGUGGUACAAGGACCUGAUACCUUCAGUCUUCUUUCCCCGUUCCCAAACAUUGAUAGAUCUUCUCCAAGCAUUGGAUGUGGCCAAUCGGCUAGAAAUGAUUCCUCAGAUUUGGAAAGAUAGUAAAGAAUAUGGUCACACUUUUUGCAGUGAUCUGAGGGAAGAGAUCCUGAUGCUCAUGGCAAGGGAUAAGCACCCACUAGAGCUCCAGGUGGUGUUUGCUGACUGUGCUGCAGACAUCAAGUCUACUUACGAAAGUCAAGAUGCCAGACAGACUCACUCGGAUUGGUCAGCCAGAACUCUGAACUGUAUAGCUGUUCUCUUUUUAAGAGCUGGGAGAACCCAGGAAGCCUGGAAGAUGCUGGGGCUUUUCAGGAAGCAUAAUAAGAUCCCCAGAAAUGAGUUGGUGAAUGAGUUUAUGGACAGUGCAAAAGCAUCCAACAGCCCUGGCCAGGCCAUUGAGGUAGUGAGGCUGGCGAGUACCUUCAGCUUACUUGUUUGUGAGGACCUCACCCAGAGAGUGAUGGCUGACUUUGCACUCAGCCAGGAACAGAAGGACACCCUGAGAAAGCUCACUGCGUUGACCAGCGACAGUGACAGCAGCAGCGACAGUGACAGCAGCAGUGACACUGACAUCAGUGAAGUCAAAUAAAGGGACAAUUCAGGAACAGCUGUGGCUAGAGUGGACGCUGUCAUCACACUUAACUGAGAUGCUAAUAUUUAGUGAUGAUAUGAAGGAAACAAGGGAAUACAGACAUGGUGAAUUUGUUACUAUGAAGUACAGUUAGUGUGACACUGAUUUAGAAUAAGUAUUUAAAUUAAGCUGCUAAUUUGGUAUUUAUUAAACCAUCCAUUAAUGCAUCACUGAAAGCUUACCAUUUAAGCAGCAGCACUACCAUCUUCAUUUCUUUGGGCACAAAUUGUACAGUAUGUAGCUCUUGGCUCCAUGAUAAGCUCUGCAGACCUGCAGUGUGUGUGGCUGACUUCAUCUUCAGCACCUGCCUGCCCUGUUCCUGGGCUUCAGCCUUGCACUGCCCGAUGCUAUGGCAUUUGACCUCACAAAAGGUGUCCACAGAAGGUUUUUGUACAAUGGCUGCUUGGUCAGUAGUACCCCAACUUCAGAGUUUUUUAGAUGUGAAAAACUACAUCUUAGAAUCCAUUAAAUAGGAUAAUGGCAGGAGUUUAGACUGCACAAAUGGUAAAAUGGAAACUGUAAAUAAAUACUGUGAUUCAUG
Messenger RNA from Trichechus manatus latirostris (Florida manatee), 3081 nucleotides. It is a transcript of the gene PTCD3, whose product is annotated as pentatricopeptide repeat domain 3. The coding region runs from base 717 to 2498 and encodes 593 amino acids. Gene Ontology annotation, cellular component: mitochondrion. Gene Ontology annotation, molecular function: ribosomal small subunit binding; protein binding; rRNA binding. Gene Ontology annotation, biological process: mitochondrial translation. The record is from RefSeq and is a predicted model, not a curated record. The transcript is spliced from 22 exons. NCBI's taxonomy places the organism in Eukaryota, Metazoa, Chordata, Mammalia, Sirenia, Trichechidae.